This is a messenger RNA of Biomphalaria glabrata, 1295 nucleotides long. RefSeq names its product C-type lectin TsL-like. The record is from RefSeq and is a predicted model, not a curated record. Lineage: Eukaryota; Metazoa; Mollusca; Gastropoda; Planorbidae. The coding region runs from base 18 to 722 and encodes 234 amino acids. The transcript is spliced from 5 exons.
AUGACAACUGUUGGUCAAUGAAUGGAGUCAAUAACUCUGUCUUUGUCAACGAUAAAUGUUUUCAACUUUUCAAUCAGCCUUUGUCAUGGCCUGAAGCUCAGGAAUUUUGCAGCAACUAUUUGUCUGGUGGAAGUCUUGCUGAACCAGUAACUCCAGAGGAGAAAAAUUUAGCGAUACAGUUGGUUCGGUCAUCAUCUACUGGAGCCUGGCUUGGUGCUAACAACAUCAUUUCUGGGAGUUUUGUAUGGUCAAUAUCCCAACAGAGACUGUCCACUCUAGACAAUUGGUGGUACAUUGGAGAACCCAACAGUUAUGGGUCACUAAAAAGUUGUGUUCAACUCGCCCCGACUACUGGACAGAUUUACGACAGCCAUUGCAUUGAUAAGUUACUGCCCAUGUGUCAAUACGCUAAAGACAGAGAGACACCUAUUAACCCAUGUUAUCCAUUGAAAGGUGCAAUAUAUACCAACGGAACUUGCUUGCAGCUUAUAAAUGUUUCCAAAACCUGGACAGAUGCUCAGACUUCCUGUUCUUCUGUCCACCCCAAAGCCAAGCUUUUUGAAAUGUUCACAGAACAAGAACGAAUAGAAGUAACACAUUAUGUUCAGGAGUUAGGAGUGUCAAUAUGUAAGUAUCUUGGGAUUGAAACAUUAGAAGUAACACAUUAUGUUCAGAAGUUAGGAGUGUCAAUAUGUAAGUAUAUCUUGGGAUUGAAACAUUAGAAGUAACACAUUAUGUUCAGGAUGAAGGAGUGUCAGUAUGUAAGUACCUUGGGAUUAAAACAUUAGAAGUAACACAUUAUGUUCAGGAGUUAGGAGUGUCAAUAUGUAAGUACCUUGGGAUUGAAACAUUAGAAGUAACACAUAAUGUUCAGGAUGAAGGAGUGUCAGUAUGUAAGUAUAUCUUGGGAUUGAAACAUUAGAAGUAACACAUUAUGUUCAGGAGUUAGGAGUGUCAGUAUGUAAGUAUAUCUUGGGAUUGAAACAUUAGAAGUAACACAUUAUGUUCAGGAUGAAGGAGUGUCAGUAUGUAAGUAUAUCUUGGGAUUGAAACAUUAGAAGUAACACAUUAUGUUCAGGAGUUAGGAGUGUCAGUAUGUAAGUAUAUCUUGGGAUUGAAACAUUAGAAGUAACACAUUAUGUUCAGGAGUUAGGAGUGUCAAUAUGUAAGUAUCUUUGGAUAGAAACAUUUUUUUAUCGCAGUACAGCUCAUUGUAUUCACACUUGAACUCAACACUAGAUACUUCUUAGGCCGAAAUGUCGCAAUCAUUCAAUUAUUCGGUUCACUUUCCAUGU